AGACAAACUCAACACAUGGAAACAGAAGCUGAUGGAGAGGACUGUAGAGGACCAGAACCAGCCAGGAACUCACAUCCACAAACACUUUUACAACCUGAGACUGGAGACUCUUCUGAUCCUGAGACUGAUGACAGUGCUGAUUGGAAGGAGACCAGAGAACCUCAGUCAGCUUUAAACUCUCUGAACCAUGAUUCAGGAUGUAAGGAAACAUUCAGCUGUUCUGAGUGUGGGAAAAGAUUUGGCACCAGAGGACAUCUGUAUGAUCACAUGAGAAUGCACCCAGGAGAGAAAAAAUACAGCUGCAGUGUUUGUAACAAGAGAUUUAUCUGGCGACAACAGGUCAGAAAACAUAAAUGCGUCAACCAUCAGUCCUCGCAGCUUCAUCAGAGUCAAACAGAGGAGAACAGAGAGGCAGCCAGCAGAGAGACUCAACACAUGAAAACAGAAGCUGAUGGAGAGGACGGUGGAGAACCAGAACCAGCCAGGAACUCACAUCCACGUUUACAACAACGUUUACAAGACGAGACUGGAGACUCUUCUGAUCCUGAGACUGAUGACAGUGCGGAUUGUAAGGAGACCAGAGAACCUCAGUCAGCUUUAAACUCUCUGAAACAUGAUUCAAGACGUAAGAAACCAUUUAGCUGCUUUGAGUGUGGGAAAAGAUUUGGCUGCGAGGGAAGUCUGACUAGACAUAUGAGAAUCCACACAGGAGAGAAACCUUUCAGCUGCUCUCAGUGUGGGAAAAGAUUUGGCACCAGAGGACAUCUGUAUUAUCACAUGAGAAUGCACCCAGGAGAGAAAAAAUACAGCUGCAGUGUUUGUAACAAGAGAUUUAUCUGGCGACAACAGGUCAGAAAACAUAAAUGCGUCAACCAUCAGUCCUCGCAGCUUCAUCAGAGUCAAACAGAGGAGAACAGAGAGGCAGAGCCCUCAACCAGUAGAGCCACUCAACACAUGGACCAGACUGGAGACUCUUCUGAACCUGAGACAGACGAGUGUGGGAGAAGAUUUGGCUUCAAGUCCGAUCUGAAGAAACAGAGAGCUUACACAAGAGAGAAACCUUUUAGCUGCUUAGUUUGUAAGAAAUAUUUUACACAGCGUGAUCAUUUACGGUCACACAUGAGUACUCACAGAGAAGAGCAGCCUUUUAGCUGCUCAGUUUGUAAUAAAUCUUUUACACAGAGAGGAAGUUUACAGAAACACAUUACAAUCCACACAGAAGGAAAAUGUUUUAGCUCUCAGUUUGUAAGAUAUAUUUUAAAAAGAGAUGACAGUAACAGUCACACAUGA
Messenger RNA from Etheostoma spectabile (orangethroat darter), 1290 nucleotides. Its product is annotated as zinc finger protein 436-like. The record is from RefSeq and is a predicted model, not a curated record. Bases 16 to 1290 code for a protein of 424 amino acids. Lineage: Eukaryota; Metazoa; Chordata; Actinopteri; Perciformes; Percidae. Gene Ontology annotation, biological process: regulation of transcription by RNA polymerase II. The transcript has a single exon. Gene Ontology annotation, molecular function: DNA-binding transcription factor activity, RNA polymerase II-specific. Gene Ontology annotation, cellular component: nucleus.